Racocetra fulgida is the source of this 1651-nucleotide messenger RNA. NCBI's taxonomy places the organism in Eukaryota, Fungi, Glomeromycota, Glomeromycetes, Diversisporales, Gigasporaceae. The record is from the annotation of a GenBank genome assembly.
CGAUGUUUAUUUGUAUGCGGCAGUAGAAGAUGGUAAAUAUAAAUCAGAGAAAGAAAUUUUUUGCUAUGACGGAAAACCAGGCAUCGGAAAAACUACUUUUAUUAAGACGCUUAAUCGAGCCAUGGGACGGGGAGAAUUACAAAUUAUUUCGUGUGCGGGACUGAAAGAAUUUAAAGAUUACUCCAUUUUGGGCGAUGAAAACAAACCAAAUUUAAUUGAAUUGUUUAAAAUGUAUAAGAGUGAAGGCAAAGGAAAAAGUAAAAAAUUAUUUGAUAAAUAUUACCAGAUGGAUAUUGAAUUAGAUUACAUUACUUUUUUUGCUACUGUUAAUUAUUCGGACCAAUUAGUUCCAGCCUUAAAAAAAGAAGUAGAAAUGCGAAAACUAGAGGAUUACAGCGAUGAAGACAAAGAAAAAAUAUUGGAAUUGAAAAAAAAAGAGAUAGAAGGUGAAAUUAAAAAGAUUUAUCCGGAUGAAAAAAACGAAAUUAUCCCCGAAGAAAUUAUCAAAAUACUGCCUAAAUACAUCAAUGAAAAAGGAAUAAGACAGACUGAAAGAAACAAAAACGGAUUUAAAUGGAUAACUUGUGAAAAUCUGGGAGAAGUAGUGGAGGAGUUCAAAAAAUUUCGCAAUUCCCAAAGUAAGCGUGGUAAAUAUGAGGAUUAUUUUUUUCUUUCGGCUUUAAGGCACAAAGUUAUCGAGGUGGAAGGGGGAGUGAUACCAGACGAAAAAAUAAGUUCCGUAGAAGUCUAUCAAAAAGACGGAACCCGUGAAGAAGAAAUGAAUCGUUUAAAAGAACAAUUAAGAGAAGAAAAUGGGAUUAAUUAUUGCCACGGCUGGCUUAGCCUUGAAAAAAAAGUUAAACAAAAGGCCCAACAAGAAGGAAUUAGUAAAAAUUUUUCGUGGGUUCUGUUUUUUGCUGGCGAGGAAUAUAACCAAGAAUUAGCCCAGCAGGAAAUACCGGAAAAAAAUAUUAUUGACUUCGCCCAAGUGGGCCAAGAAAAAGAACAUGCCUUAUUACCAAUUUUCGACCACCAACAAAAUACUAAUCUAUUUGGAGAGGCGAUUGAUUUAUCGAAUUAUAUUUUAAUUGCCACUAGUUCUACCCGAGACAUGGGGCAACUUUCCCUCCCUUUGGUUUCCCGUUUAGAAUGCGUUAAUGUGGAUACUGUUCAACCGAAAAAAUUUUUUUUAGAUAAAUAUUUUGAAAACUUUCUCUCCUAUUUGCGACAACUUUUAACCCAAACCGGCCAUAAUUUAAAAGAGAUAAACGAGAUUUAUUUUACUUCUACUCCCAGCGGACAAACUGGAUUAAGGGUGUCUUUGACAUUUCUCGCUACUUUUCAAGUUCUUAACCCCCAAGUUAAAGUUUAUCAUAUAGAUACGUUGUUAUUACAAGCAGGAACCGAAAAUUGCCUCAGCAUGUUAACCAUUGACAGCCGUGGAAAUAAAUACCAUAUUGCAGUUUAUCAAAAUAAAAAGUGUUUGCUAGCCAAUCAAGUUAUCCAGCGAGUUGAAUUAACCAAGAUAAGAGAAAAAUUUUCCGAUUUCAAGAUUUUCCAAGAUUUUCAAGAAGUAGAUUUUUUAACUAAUUUUCAGAAAUUAAAAAGCAAUUUUUUGAGACUGAAAAAAAUUGAGGAGAUUGAUUAUUAA